AUGAGCAACCCUAAACUACUCAAGGGGUCCCCACGCAAUUUUCUUUCACGUACCGCAGAGAAAUGCUCCGUUGAUGUUUGCUCGACCGGGAGAAGAAGAAGAAGAAGAAGAGACAUCAUCAUCAUGUGCGGACGAGUCAACGCUCGCGUUUCCCUCGAGGACGUCCAAAAACUCUUUUCUGCUGUGAAAGAAGAUAAAGACGAGGAGGAAAAGGAGGAAAAGGAUGUCAAAAUCGUGACGUGGGUGAACGAAGGUGCGCACGCUCAGUUGCGUAACUGCGCGCCGUCGGAAACGGUCGCAACGCUCGUCGCGGAAGACGAGGUGUGGACGACACGAUUCGGAUUGAUUCCAUCGUACAAGAAAUCUACGUACGAUAGGAAGAGAGAUCAUUACGUGGCGUUUAACUGUCGCUCGGAAACGAUUUUAGAAAGACAGAUGUUCAACAGGUGCACAGAGGCGAACGCGAAAGAUAAAGGGAGAGGAAGGGCGGUGGUUUUGAUUCGCGGCUUUUACGAAUGGAAGAAGGACAAAAUGGGGAAACAACCGUAUUACGUGUCGAGAAAAGACGGGGAAUUGCUGUGCGUGUGCGCGGUUAUGGACACGUACAAAGGAGACGAUUUUUGCGACGGCGGCGGCGAGAUAUUAAGGACGACGAGUUUGUUAACGAGAGACUCGAAAGGGACGAGGUUGAGUUGGUUGCACGACCGGAUGCCGGUGAUGUUAAAAAAAGAAGCGGUGAAGACGUGGCUGACGGAUAACACGAAACGUAUCGCAUCGUUUUUGAAGGACGAUGAAACUACUACCCAUCGAGGAGGAGGAGGCGUCAUCGAGAAAGGCGAAGAUUUGCAGUGGUAUCCGGUGACUCCGGAGAUGGGAAAAAUCGAAUUUCAAGGCGACGCGUGCGUAAAAGAAGUCGUCGCGGUGGCGAAGAAGAACACGCAGGAUAUCAAGAGCAUGUUCGCGAAGGUGGUGGCGAAGCAAAGCGCGGAGAAGUUGAGUCAAGUCAAGAUCGAUAAUGCAUUCGCCGAAACCGCGAGGGUCGAUAAAGAAGACGAACCGGCGAAGAAGAAGCUGAAGUUGUAA
Messenger RNA from Bathycoccus prasinos, 1083 nucleotides. RefSeq lists its product as hypothetical. The record is from RefSeq and is a predicted model, not a curated record. NCBI's taxonomy places the organism in Eukaryota, Viridiplantae, Chlorophyta, Mamiellophyceae, Mamiellales, Bathycoccaceae. Bases 1 to 1083 code for a protein of 360 amino acids. The transcript has a single exon. Gene Ontology annotation, molecular function: single-stranded DNA binding. Gene Ontology annotation, biological process: DNA damage response.